AUGUUGAAUGCACCCGCACUCCAUGCUCAGUCUUUUCUCGUCCUGGCAUGUAAUCUCGUGCUACCCUUUUAUGUCACCAUUUUUGCCAUUUUCACGUGCCAUUCGUUACUUUACUAUCAUUUCUUCUUUUUUUUCACAUUUACCAUUUUGGCUGCAUCAAACACACACUCUAUUUUGUGUAUUCUUUCGCAGCAGCAUAUGCAAAUAGCACCAUUAAUUUUUAUCUACACGUCUUUCUUCGUUCAACUGCGGUAUUCCUCCGAUAUCACGCGUUUUUUCUUCUUCUCCACAUUCUCAUUGUUCUUUGUUUUUGGUAAUUUUCCAAAUUAA
Vavraia culicis subsp. floridensis is the source of this 330-nucleotide messenger RNA. RefSeq lists its product as uncharacterized. The coding region runs from base 1 to 330 and encodes 109 amino acids. The transcript has a single exon. The record is from RefSeq and is a predicted model, not a curated record. NCBI's taxonomy places the organism in Eukaryota, Fungi, Microsporidia, Pleistophoridae.